Symsagittifera roscoffensis is the source of this 1326-nucleotide messenger RNA. RefSeq lists its product as uncharacterized. The record is from RefSeq and is a predicted model, not a curated record. NCBI's taxonomy places the organism in Eukaryota, Metazoa, Xenacoelomorpha, Acoela, Convolutidae. The transcript has 5 exons. The coding region runs from base 1 to 1326 and encodes 441 amino acids.
AUGCCGAAUAUUCAAGAACUCAUAGAUUCCGCAGCUCAGAUCAUUACCAGUGAUGUACCUAGAUUGAUAUGGUUCACAUCUCUUGACUUAAAAUACGCGUUUAGACAAAUUAAACUUUCGAAACUAACAAGCAGUCAUUGUAACUUCAACAUCACUUGCGGAGAGUCAACAGGAGCAUACAGAUUCAACACUGGGUCCUAUUAUGGUUUGAGGUAUAUGCCGUCUGAGUUUCAAAAAGCAAUGGACUGUACGCCUCAAGGAAUUCCGGGGACGAUUUGCUACUUGGAUGACAUCCUAGUGGUCUCAAAAGAGACGCUGUCACAACAAACUGAAACCGUUCAUAAAGACCUUUCUAAGCUGGAUGAAGAUGGAUUUGCGUUUAAGUUGUCCAAAUGCAAGUUCGCAGUGGACAAACUCAAAUGGCUGGGGUUCGAUAUACACUCAUCUCAUUACUACCCAAAAAUCUCCAAAAUAGAAGCAGUACGAAACUUGAAGGCACCUUGGACACUUAAGCAACUCCGAUCCUUCAUGGUUGGCCAAUCACACUUUGAAAUGACUUCGCCCAUCAACGCCUCUGCUUUGCUUGAUAACACAGCGAUCAGAGAAAACCUCCUCAACUUUGUCGAAAACUUCGAUACAGCCCCAAACCGUAACCCACCGAGCACCCCGUCUCCAACUUUUGUGGAAAUGGCUUCGGUCAACCCGCCACAUUCUCACCCUUUGCUCAGAUACAACCUAUUGCAGACAGUCAAUAAGAAAGAAAUAGUAGGCCUUCCUAGCCUAUUUGAGGUUGGAUUGCUGGCGGAACUUAGCGAUGAAGAUGAGUUUCUCGGGCCGAUGAAGAGGACAAUUUUGGACAAUGACGUUCAGUCCUUCUCGAAGCAAGGGGUGUGUAUCUCACAGUUCUGGCCAAUCGCGUCUGUGGUGGAUAACUGUAUCCUCAUCUAUAACAAACUGGUAAUACCUUUCAAGCUCCGUUCGGCGAUCCUGACCCGACUCCACAGAUCUCACCCGGGCCAGCUAGCUAUAAUAGAGGCGGCAGAAUAUAUCUGGUGGCACUUCAUGAAUCGCCAAAUUGUCAAAAAAUGCCAGGAGUGCAUGGAAUUUGGCCAAUCACACUUUGAAAUGACUUCGCCCAUCAACGCCUCUGCUUUGCUUGAUAACACAGCGAUCAGAGAAAACCUCCUCAACUUUGACGAAAACUUCGAUACAGCCCCAAACCGUAACCCACAGAGCACCCCGUCUCCAAUUUUUGUGGAAAUGGCUUUGGUCAAUCCGCCACGUUCUCACCCUUUGCUCAGAUACAACCGAUUGCAGACAUCUUAA